This is a messenger RNA of Phoenix dactylifera (date palm), 879 nucleotides long. RefSeq names its product guanine nucleotide-binding protein subunit gamma 1-like. Lineage: Eukaryota; Viridiplantae; Streptophyta; Magnoliopsida; Arecales; Arecaceae. The record is from RefSeq and is a predicted model, not a curated record. Gene Ontology annotation, biological process: G protein-coupled receptor signaling pathway.
UUUUUUUUUAAUUAACACUGAAACCCCCUCUCCCUUUCGUUAUUCAUGUUGGCUCCUUCCCCCUUCGUAAAUCCAAAAGUAUUCUAGAAAUCUGAAUCUCUCUCUCUCUCUCUCUCUCUCUCUCUCUCUCUUUCUCGCUGAGCUCGGAUCUCCGUUUCGGCCCGUGGUGCUUUAAUGGAAGCUCGCCAGAUUUGUACCCAAAGGACGAGGAAAGUGGACGUGGUCGGCUGCCGCUGAGGUGGUGGUGGUGGUGGUGGUGGUGAACCCCUAGAGAUCUCUGCCGGUGUUCCUCCGGAUUCGCGAGGGAGGAGGGGGACGAUCGAUCGGACAGCAAGGAUGCAGGCCAAUGGAGUAGAGGAAUCGUCCAUCGAUCACAAGCCGCCGCCGCCGGCCGACACCAGGGGGAAGCACCGGAUCUUAGCCGAGCUGAAGCGAUUGGAUCAGGAGGCGCGGUUCCUAGAGGAAGAGUUGGAAGAGCUUGAGAAAACGGAACGAGUAUCAGCUACUUUGCAAGAAUUGCUGCUUGAAGUGGAAAGCAGGCCAGAUCCUCUGCUUCCAGAAACAAUUGGACCUGCAAACCCGUCUUGGGACCGGUGGUUUGAAGGACCUCAAGAUCUGCAUGGCUGCAAGUGCUGGAUACUGUGAUUCUUAUUGAAAGGGAGAUCCAGUGAUACUUAUUUUUGACUUUUUGUUUGGUAGAUAUUGUUUCAGACUACUUGUUGGCAUGGUUUUGAAAAGAAGAUGUGUUGAAAGAGAAUUUGUUUUCGAUGCAACAGUGUAAAUUCUUUUGAAGCGAACCAACUCCUUAUUUUAUACACCAUAAUUUGAUUUGCAGAAUUGGAAUGAGAAAAGGGUGAAAAACACUGACUCAUACGGAAA